This is a messenger RNA of Eucalyptus grandis, 4334 nucleotides long. RefSeq names its product trafficking protein particle complex subunit 11. NCBI's taxonomy places the organism in Eukaryota, Viridiplantae, Streptophyta, Magnoliopsida, Myrtales, Myrtaceae. The transcript is spliced from 9 exons. The record is from RefSeq and is a predicted model, not a curated record. Bases 77 to 3640 code for a protein of 1187 amino acids.
UUCCCUUCUUCCAUUCUCUCUCUCUCUCUCUGCGCCUGGAACGCGCAGAUCUCGCCGCAUUGCGGAUCGGAUCCCGAUGGAGGAGUACCCGGAGGAGCUCCGCACGCCGCCGGUGGCGCUCGCCGCCCUCGUCGGUUGCUCCGACCACCACCCGGCCAUCUCCGGCCACCUCCACUCCCUGCAGCCGCCGAUGAACGUCCUCGCCCUCCCCGACUUCUCCAAGGUCCAGGUCGUCCUGGCCAGGAAGGCCAAGGACCCCGCCGCUUCCGGCGACCACCCCCCCGGCGGGAUCCUCCGGCGGGACUGGCUGCUCAAGCACCGGACUAGGGUUCCGGCCGUGGUCGCGGCCAUGUUCGCCGCCGACCGCGUGUCCGGCGACCCCGCGCAGUGGCUCCAGGUGUGCUCCGAGCUCGAGGGACUCAAAGCUGCAGCUCGGCCGCGGAACGUCAAACUGGUGGUCAUUGUUGUGCAAUCUUCUUCUGCAGAUGAAAUUAAUGAAGAUCGAAUGAUUGCUCUACGUAAGCGGGCUGAGGUUGAUUCCAAGUAUCUUGUUACCUAUACUCCCAGUGAUGCUUUAGAACUGACACAAUCUCUCAACAGAUUGGCCAAUACGGUUGUUGAGUUAGCCAAUACAUAUUAUAGAGAUGAAGGGCGAAGGAUAAAAACACGGGUCGAGAAGAAGAGCUUCAGCUCAAUUGAAUUAAAUAUACGCUAUUGCUUCAAAGUUGCUGUAUAUGCAGAGUUCCGAAGGGAUUGGGUUGAAGCAUUAAGGUUUUAUGAAGAGGCUUAUCGUGUACUUCGAGAGAUGAUUGGAACUUCGACAAGAUUGCCCCCGAUCCAACGGUUAGUUGAGAUAAAACAUGUUGCCGAACAAUUGCACUUUAAGGUAUCAACUUUGUUACUGCAUGGUGGUAAGAUUAUAGAAGCAGUCACAUGGUUCCGCCAUCAUAAUGCUUCAUACAAAAGGCUUAUAGGAGCACCAGAAGCUAUAUAUCUUCACUGGGAAUGGAUGAGCAGACAAUUCUUGGUAUUUGCCGAGUUGCUUGAGACAAGUUCUGCGACUACUCAAAGCAUUUCGUCUGUUGCUGCAGACAAUCCUGAUAGAGGCUUGACAGAGUGGGAAUUUCGUCCUGCUUAUUACUAUCAGUUGGCAGCUCACUACUUGAAGAAGAAGCGGUCUUCCCUAGACAUUGCCUUGUCAAUGUUGGUCAAUGCAAAUGAAAUUGAUGGUCGUGCUGAAUCUGUGGCACCUUCCACAUUUGUAGGGCAAUUCUCUCGACUACUAGAGCAAGGAGAUGGACUUUCCUUCCAGCCUAUUGACGAUGAGGAGUACAUACAUUAUGCUCUUGCAGAAGGGAAAAGGUUCCAGGAUUCCUAUGAAAUUAUUGCAUUGUUUAAGAAAUCUUAUGAAUCAUAUGGUAACCUCAAAGUUCAGAGAAUGGGAUCCACUUGUGGAUUGGAGAUUGCUAAAGAAUAUUUUUCGGCCGGUGACUUCACAACUGCAAUGCAGUUUUUUGACAAUUUUGCCCAACUAUACAGACAAGAGGGCUGGGUCAUACUGUUGUGGGAGGCCUUAGGUUACUCGAGAGAGUGCUCUAAGAAAAUGGGUGCGGUAAAAAAUUUUGUAGAGAGCUCCCUAGAAAUGGCUUCACUGCCUGUAUCUUCUGAUGACAUCCAGUCUCUUGGAUUCAAGGAAUGUGGUCCAGCUGGUCCUCCAAGUCUUCCAGAGAGAGAAAGUAUUCACAAGGAGGUUUUGGAACUGGUCAGCGGAGAGUCAGGAAUUAGAUCAGUUGAAGAAAGUAACGAUCUAAAUGUGACAGAAGGAAACCCCCUUCAUCUAGAGAUUGACCUUGUCAGUCCUCUUAGAUCAGUGCUUCUUGCUUCAGUGGCUUUCCAUGAACAAACAGUGAAGCCUGGUGCAUCUACGUUGAUGACACUCUCACUUUUAUCUCAAUUACCCCUCACUACUGAGAUUGAUCAGUUAGAAGUCCAAUUCAACCAGUCAGAGUAUAACUUUACCAUCACAAAUGCUGCAAGACCUCAAUCAACUUCAAAGAUCACUAGUGGGCAGCAAAAUAAUCGAGUAGAAAUCGCUGCAUCUUUAUCACUUGUGACCAACAAAUGGCUCCGGCUGACAUAUGGCAUUAAAUCAGAACAAAGUGGAAAGCUAGAAUGUAUAUCAGUCAUUGCAAAACUUGGGCCGCACUUCACCAUAUUUUGCAGAGCUGAAAGUCCUGCGUCCAUGGAUGGUUUACCGCUCUGGAAAUUUGAAGACUGCGUAGAGACUUAUCCUACCAAGGAUCCUGCUCUUGCUAUCACUGGUCAGAAGGUUAUCCAAGUUGAAGAGGCCGAGCCUCUUGUCGAUCUUAAUUUAGGUGAUUCUGGUGCAGCUUUAGUAGGAGAGAGCUUCAUGGUUCCUGUUAGUAUAGUGGCUAGGGGACAUGAUAUCUAUUCUGGUGAGUUGAAGAUCAAUUUGGUUGAUGUAAAAGGAGGGGGCUUGUUUAGUCCUAGGGAAAUAGAAUCAUCUACCAUGGACGGUCAUCAUGUUGAGCUCCUGAGUGUUGCCGGAGCAGAAUGGGAAGACGAAUCUCAAAAAGAAGCUGAUAAAAUUAACAAUAUCCAACAGUCCUUUGGAUUAGUUUCCAUCCCAUUUCUUAAAAUUGGAGACACAUGGUCCUGCAAAUUAGAGAUCAAAUGGCAUCGACCAAAACCCAUCAUGCUAUAUGUAUCACUUGGCUAUUCUCCUCAUGGAAAUGAAUUCAAUGCUCAGAAGAUUCAUGUCCAUAAGAGCUUGCAGAUUGAAGGAAAGAACCCAGUUCUAAUCAGCCAUCGCUUUAUGCUGCCAUUCAGGCGUGACCCACUGUUACUCUCAAAGAUGAAGGCGGUUUCUGAAAAUAACCAGUUCACAUCCUUACCCCUUAAUGAGACAAGUAUACUAAUCUUAAGUGCUAAGAAUUGUACAGAGGUUCCUUUGCAGGUGGAGUCAUUGUCUGUAGAAGUGGAUGAAGAUUGUGCUGCUACCUCAUGUUCAAUAAAACCUGGAAGUGAGGUUCUUGCAAAUUCUGGCCUUCUUGUGCCGGGAGAGGAGUUUAGGAAGGUUUUCAUGGUGAUUCCUCAGGUAAACUCUUCAACACUUGGGAUGGGAACUGUGUUGCUUAGAUGGAGGAGGGAUCCAGGAAGUGGAGAGCAGGUCAGUUGUAUUCAAGAAGAUAGUGUUCUGACGAGACACAAGCUACCCGAUGUGAAUGUGGAGUUAGCCCCCUUGACUAUUACCUUGGAAUGUCCUCCUUACGGCAUUCUUGGAGAUCCGUUCACAUACUUCAUCAAAAUUCAUAACCAGACGCAGCUCCUUCAAGAGGUGAAGUUCUCACUGGCAGAUUCCCAAAGCUUCGUUUUAUCUGGGUCGCACAAUGGUACUGUCUAUGUCCUUCCAAAGUCUGAGCACAUCCUUAGUUAUAAGUUAGUGCCACUGGCUUCAGGGUCACUGCAGCUGCCGAAAGUUACUCUGACUUCAGUAAGAUAUUCGGCUGGUUUCCAGCCAUCGGUUAAUGCGUCUACCGUCUUUGUUUAUCCAUCUAAGCCCCACUUUAAGGUGGCUGAUCAGAGAGAGAGUAGGACUGAAUCGGUUGCGGCAAAGUAAAGUGGCAACAACCGCACUAGCUGAACUGGAACAUGCUCGUGAUUAUUGGUUAGCUUAGUUUGUGGCUAGAUUCAUUCCUUGGAGCCGAAGAGCUGGGGCUUCCCAUCUUUUGGGCGACAUACUUUUAUUAACCACAACCAUAUAGAGGACGCGGGAAGUCGUCACGGCUAUUCUUCCAAGAAAGCCAGCAGGAAAUGGCAGGGGUUUUGUCGGGGAGGAUCAAAAGAUGGGUCUCGGUUGGUGAUUGGGAAGACCUGGUAUAGAAAUAGAUUUUUUUUUUGAGUUAUAUGCUGAAGUGAAAACCCUUUUCUCAUUGUGCAAAGAUACUUGAAUCAAGAAGAAAGGCCACAAGGCAUUCGAGAUAAUGCCACAGGUUUCUAAAGAGGCGAUGACGAGAUGAGACUAAACUCUGGAGUAUCGGGUUUCAUCCAGCCGGUCAAUCGUCUAAGCUUCGGAGGAUACACAAACCGUCACGGGCAAAAAAAUUCGGUCUUCUCCGUCGGUAUUUGAUGUCUCUUUCGAGAUGUGGUCGAGGUCUUUGAUGGUCCCCGGUUGAAAUGCUUAUUGUCUCCUAUUAUUCAUGGGGCCGUGCUAGUGCUAGUCUUCCUUCCCUUUGGAGGGGCGGCCUCAAAUUUGAAUAUUCUCACAUGCUUCGAAACUGCAAUUUGGAAGAUGAGUUCCGUUGGACUUUUUA